Messenger RNA from Linum trigynum, 809 nucleotides. The record is from the annotation of a GenBank genome assembly. NCBI's taxonomy places the organism in Eukaryota, Viridiplantae, Streptophyta, Magnoliopsida, Malpighiales, Linaceae.
CUCAGAGCAGCAACGCUCUGAAUAAGAAUUCCAGCCCCCAGGCCCCAAAAUAUUUCGAAUUUUCGAUGAAACUCCUCCACGAUUUCGGGUCCUGCUGCUCUCGGUCGGCGACGGCGGUCGCAGCACCGCCACCGCCACCGGCGGAGGAAAAGCGCUCGGCUGCCGUCGUUCCCCUGUUAUUAGAACAUUACUAUCGCGAUGGAAACGGCGGGAACUGCAACAAGCUUUCGAUCACGAGAAGCGCGUCUUCAUCGUGGGCGGCGCACAGCUGGCGGCCUGCUCUGUCGGCGAUAUCGGAAGAGAGUCCCGUAGUGUCGUUCGCCGGCGACGCAACGAGAAUCGUGAGAAAGGGCGCGGCGGAUAGGGGAACGAAGCCGUUACAGAAGAAAACGGCGUCGGAUAGCAGAGGAAAAUCCAAUUCCGCGGCCAAGCCCAAGAGCAGCAGUUACUGUCAUCUUCAGAGGGACAACUCUGCUUCUUCUUCUUCGUCGCCGAUGGUGAUGGCGUCGUUCUCACCGGCGCCAUUUAUGUUCUGAUUGAUUGAUCUCUGAUCUUACCAGUAAGAGAAUUAAUUGUAUAUGAUCUUUGUAUUGAGGUGGAAGAGAAAAUUGUUGCGUAGAGAAUUGGGUUUUUGUUGAAUUCCAGUAAUACCCACCCAAAUGCAAUGAGCCAAUGAGCAGGUUUAAUAUAUAGAUGGGAGAUGGGAUGAGUUUCCAUGGAUGCGAUUGGAUAGUUGUUGUCACUUGUUUGUUAAUCGAUUGAGGUACAAGCUAAAUUUAAGGUUGGAACACUAAAUGCCUAAUUUUUUU